Messenger RNA from Ornithorhynchus anatinus (platypus), 4818 nucleotides. RefSeq names its product TBC1 domain family member 13 (gene TBC1D13). Lineage: Eukaryota; Metazoa; Chordata; Mammalia; Monotremata; Ornithorhynchidae. Gene Ontology annotation, molecular function: GTPase activator activity. Bases 81 to 1283 code for a protein of 400 amino acids. Gene Ontology annotation, biological process: activation of GTPase activity; intracellular protein transport. The record is from RefSeq and is a predicted model, not a curated record. The transcript has 12 exons.
GCCCGGGCCGCCCGCCGCACCGGCAACCGACGCCGCCACAACGGCAGCGACGGCCACCGCGGGAGCCGGACCUCAACAAUAUGUCCAGCCUGCACAGGAGCCGGAUUGCAUAUUUCCAAGGUGUCCUGAGUGAGCCCAAAAUCGCCCUGGAAAAGCUCCGAGAACUCUGCUUCAGUGGGAUCCCUUUUGAGGGCGGAAUUCGCUGCCUUUGCUGGAAGAUUCUUUUGAACUACCUCCCUGUGGAGAAGGCCUCAUGGACCUCCAUCCUGUCCAAGCAGAGGGAGCUGUAUUCCCAGUUCCUGAAGGAAAUGAUCAUCCAGCCCGGUAUAGCCAAAGCCAACAUGGGCGUCUCCAGAGAGGACGUGACCUUUGAAGACCAUCCACUCAACCCCAACCCCGAAAGCCGGUGGAACACGUACUUCAAGGACAAUGAGGUGCUGCUGCAGAUAGACAAAGAUGUCAGGAGGCUGUACCCAGACAUGUCCUUCUUCCAGACCUGCACCGACUAUCCCUGCCUGCUCAUCCUGGACCCCCAGAAUGAGUUCGAGACCCUCCGCAAGCGGGUGGAGCAGACCACCCUGAAAUCACAGACGGUGGCGCGGACCCGAAGCGGCUUCACCAAUAUGAGCUCCCCCCACAAGACCCCAGCCCCCCAUUCUCUGAGCGAGUACAAGGUGCUGCCCAACGGCUGCGAGGCGCACUGGGAGGUGGUGGAGCGCAUCCUGUUCAUCUAUGCCAAGCUGAACCCGGGCAUCGCCUACGUCCAGGGCAUGAACGAGAUUGUGGGGCCCCUAUACUACACAUUCGCCAACGACCCCAACAACGAGGGGAAAGAGCACGCCGAGGCGGACACCUUCUUCUGCUUCACCAACCUGAUGUCCGAGAUCCGGGACAACUUCAUCAAGAGCCUGGAUGAUUCCCAGUGCGGCAUCACCUACAAGAUGGAGAAGGUGUAUUCCAUCCUGAAGGAGAAGGACAUGGCGCUCUACCUGAAACUGCAAGAUCAGAACAUCAAGCCCCAGUUCUUCGCCUUCCGCUGGCUGACGCUGCUGCUGUCCCAAGAGUUCCUGCUGCCCGACGUCAUCCGCAUCUGGGACUCCCUCUUCGCUGACGACAGCCGCUUUGACUUCCUCCUCCUCGUCUGCUGUUCCAUGCUGGUGUUGAUCCGCGAGCAGUUGCUGGGAGGGGACUUCACCCAGAACAUGAGGCUGCUGCAGGAUUACCCCAACUCGGAUGUCCAUCAGAUCCUAAAGAAAGCCAAGGAACUUCAAGACUCCAAUUAGUCCAGGCGAGGAGGGGACAGCGGAGAAGCCCGGGGGCUCUGGAUUCCACCCCUCCCCCCUGGCUCGGGGCGCGGGGUCGGUCACCCCCGCCUCUGGGCCCACCAGUCUGCGUUGGUCCUUCGGACUCCAAGAGGCCUCUUCCCCAGCCGGAGCCGCCGGGGCAGCUGAGAGGGGCGGACCGCCGGGCCCCCGCACCAGCCCCUCGCCUCUGUCCGUAUGGUAUUUUCUCUCCCUGGUGUGAAUUUGAGUUUGAAUCCUCACGCUCGGCCUUACCCCAGGGUCUGUGGGGGAGGCAGGGGCCGGCGGGGGUGAGCGGCAUGUCUCCCCAAGUUGAUUCAAACCACCAGGGGCAUUAACAGGUUAGUCAGGCUGAAUUUGCAGGGGAGGCGGGAGAAGGGGCUUGGGGUGACUCCCUGUGACUCCACCUUCCCAUCUUCCCUUCCCACCUCCCACAGGGCAGUGAUUGUGCUAUUUUGUUGCCUCUUGGGGAGUCGGGGGAGGGUGUUGGGGGGGCCCGCCCCUCUCUUGGGUAUGUGAAUCCCCCAGGGGCUAUGAUCUGUUGGCUGGCGCUGCCACUCUUUCCCUCUCCGGAGAAAGCGGAGAGUGGCCCAGGAUUCCUGCCCUUUGACCUUUCCUGCUCACUUGCGCUUGUGCUUUCUCUUUCUUUCUCUCUCUCUCCCUCCCACCCCCAAAUCUCCUUCUCCCUCCCACCCCCAAAUCUUCUCCCUCCCCACCCCCAACAAAUCUCCCCUUCGCUCCAAGUUGCCCGAUCCCAGGCUGAUUCCCCACCAGCCGUAGCGGGGUGGGAGGAUGAGCCGGAGUGGCAGCUGUCCAUGACACUAAAGCCUUAGAGCAGCGGGCCGUGCCAGCUGCCUGACGUCUGCAUUGCUGUGGGCCCAGGCGGGGCUCGCGACUGGUGCUGCCCCCUCGCCUUGGAACCGCUGUGAUCCGAUCAGAUGAGGAUGUUGCCUGCGGGGCCAGGUUCAGGUCUGCCCCGGGAAGGAGGAACCUGGUCUUCCCAUGGAAAAAUGGCCCGGGGCCCGCACAACCCUGGCACUCUUUCCUGUGCCCGGGGCAGGAUCCUGAUCUCCACUUGCCUGCCUUUGUCAUCUCCUUUCCCAGAGGGGCCAUUUGGGCCCAGGGCACUUGUCGGGACCUGUUCCUCUCCCGCCGCCGGCAGAGCCGGCCGGGAGCAAGCUCUGGGGAGGAGGGUCGGACCGGGAGAGCGAGCGGUCACUCCAUUCUCUAGGGCCAGCGGUUUGAGGGAAUUCAAGAGGGUUUGGGCUGAAAGGGGGUAGGCCUGGAGUCGGUUCUUAACAAGGGGACCAGGGAUCGGGAAAUUGGGACCAACCAGCGGAUGGAUUCCCUCCCGAGGCCCCCACGGAGUGGGACCACCUCGGCUCUAUCUGCCACCGGGCAGCCCUUGGCUGACCGUUUUCCCCCCUGGUUCUGACAGGCUCAGUUUCCUGCUUGUCCUGGGCCGUGGAAUGCCCUGAGGCUGGACUGGGGCGAUGCUCAAUUCCUUGGACUGCCAGGAGCAUUUCUGGCACUGGAGGGGGCACUGGCUUCCCCUCUGCCAGGGCUCAGCCGGCUGGUUCCUGGGAGUAGAGAGAGCCGUGGGGGCCCCCUCCCCUGGGUCUGCAGCCACUUGGGUAGCAAGGGCGCCGGGGAGGGGCAGAUUCCGGCCGUGACCGCACAGCUACGGUUAGGGACGGGAGGGCGCUUGGGUGACAGAAGGCUUGCUACCUACUCAACCAUCAGGGGCAUUAGGGUGAAUUGGGUUGGUACAGUCCCGUGCCCCUGUUCUCCCCGCCCCCCCGGCCGCCCUCCACCCCACACAGAAGGUCGAAGUGGUCGAGGAAGGGGCCUCCAUCCUCCAGGCAGCUGAAACCCAGCGGCGACCACCCCGCUCUGUCCACUUGGCUCAUUUUAACCGGCUGCUCAGGCCAGACGGUGCCUAGGUAACUCCUGCAGCACAGGGAAGUCUUCCUCUUUAUUUGAGGGUCACGUCGUUGAUUUCAGAGGGGCAGAGUUGGAGACUCUGACAGCUUGUCCGAGUUGGGACCCUGAAGGACUACCCCACCUGAAUUCCGCCCGUGAGGGUUCCCCGGUUUUUAAAAGUUUCUGAUCCCCUCCGGCUCCCUAUCCCUUUUCUCUUCCAUGCUCUGGAUCCCCUUCCUCAGUGCCCCCCGAAGAAGCGCUGCUUGCUGAACAGGAAGUGGGAAGGCCUGACGUGGUUGCUAGUUCUCACCGAGGAGGGGGAAACAGAGCUUCUCUCUUCUCUGGGUGCCGUAGAAACCCCAAGCCCUUGGCAUCGAAGGGGGUGGUGAGAUUGGUUUGUCGGGGAGGCUCCUGAGCCCCUCCCAAGUGCCGUCCAUUCUUGGGUCUGGGCCUUCCGGCGGAAGACAGACCUACCUAGGAGACUGGCUUCCUUCUCCCCGGGCUCUUCCCCAGAUUGGAGCUCGGUGCCCGGGUGUGCAAGAGCAGAGCCUUGUCCAGGUGGAGGGAGGGAGCCGUUUGAAGAGGCUGCUCUCUCUCCUCAGAGACCGUCUCUCUUAGGGGGGCGCCCAGCGGGCACUCCAGGGGGCCGUCGGUCUACUGCCUUCUCUUGGGACAUAGCCAUUUCCUCUCUUUUGAUACUUUAGGCUUUGGGCCAUGUGCACCGAAAGCCAGAGCCCCACUCUCUAACCCCACCCCCAAGCCCCAGUGACCUGGGCCUGGAAAUGGCUUUGAGAGCCAGCCUGCCACACCAGGCUGGAAGCCAGUGAGCGGUGCGAUGCUUCAACGGCUUGCCCUCUUCAGAGGGCACUAGCUGCCCCCUCAGACUCUCCCCUCGCCACCCUCCUUUCUCUCCCAAUCCCACCUUCCUCAGCCCCUUAGAACAACUCCUUCACUCACUCCGGAGUCCAGGCAGCGUAAAGGCAACCGGCUCACCGGCAGCUGGGAUUUUUUUUUACCUCAGCCCCAUCGCAGCCUGCACGUACGGGCUCUGGGGCCCAGCCGAUCCUGCCCACGGCGAUGCUCCCGUUGCAGGGAGAAGGCUCUCCUGGCUCCGCUCCGUCCCUCCCCUCUGCCCCCAGGCUCAUGAGUCUCCUCCGAGUCUUGUAGGUACGCAGGGGCCUGAGGUAAUGGAGUUGGUAGAGUAAAGGGCAGGGUGGGGGUGGAGAGUAUGACUGGAAUUCAGGCCAAGGUUGUCCCUUGUGCUCUGGGGCUCCCGCUGAUAGGCCUGGGGCGGAGGGUCCCCUGCUUGCUGGGACAUUGUGAGAGGGGAUGAGUCUUCCAGCGGGUCUGGUCCCUCUGAUCCCCAGAGGCUGGUUGGAAGGACCCCCCCCCCCCAGAUGCCUUCAGCCAGAGCCCAGGCCUCGAACCUUCUCCUUAACCGGUUUGGUUGGAUCUCCUCCCGUGACCCGCAGAAAGACCCUCUGUUUUUGUUUUUUUGCUCCCCUCACACUGCUCUGAAUUGUUUAUUUUUUUUUUUUAUCAUUGCUGUUCAUGAUGAUAACUUAUCUUAAUAAAUCACGUGUUUCCUUUGCAA